Messenger RNA from Podarcis lilfordi (Lilford's wall lizard), 5933 nucleotides. NCBI's taxonomy places the organism in Eukaryota, Metazoa, Chordata, Lepidosauria, Squamata, Lacertidae. The record is from the annotation of a GenBank genome assembly.
AUGGUGAGGAAAUGGCUGUGGCGAGAGUGUGCAGGCAGAUCAAAGAGCUUGCAAAGCACCUUUGGCAACGGCAAGCAAAGCCUGCCGAGCCCCAAAGCGGCAGGUGCAAGGUUCUUUCUCCACAACUAAAUAAAGUCACAUGUACCUAUUCCAGUCUGUUUAAGUUACAGACAGAACUACACCCCAGGUCACAUUUUGCACGUACAGUUGUAUCUCGGGUUACAGAUGCUUCAUGUUACAGACUCCGCUAACCCAGAAAUAGUACCUCGGGUUAAGAACUUUGCUUCAGGAUGAGAACAGAAAUCGCGCAGCAGUGGCACGGCGGCAGCAGGAGGCCCCAUUAGCUAAAGUGGUAACCUCAGGUUAAGAACAGUUUCAGGUUAAGAACAGACCUCCGGAACGAAUUAAGUUCUUAACCCGAGGUACCACUGUACUUCUAAACUCAAUGCGGGAUCUGUUCCUUGUCAGGUGACCACGUGUUCUACUUUGUGGAAGACAGCCCUCCAUUGGAAAGGCAGCCAGAUUCAAGCCCAGUCUGAAGAUCAAGCGAGAAAGGAGAGCAGGAGAGGCCUUGAAAUUGUUCAUCAACCAUCAUGUGGAAGUUGGAGCAAGCUUGUUCCUGCUGCUCCAGAGGGUAGGACCUGUACCAAUGGCUUCAAAUUACAAGAAAAGAGAUUCUGACUAAACAUUAGGAAGAACUUUAAGGCAAUAAGAGCUGUUCAGCCACAGCAUGGACUCCCUUGGAAGGUGGUAGACCCUCCUUCAUUGGAAGUUUUUUUUAGCAAAAAUGUAUAAAACAGGAUCAAAUGUUUGUUGGAAAUGUAAGGGAAAAGAAGGCACCUUUUAUCGUAUGUGGUGGGCAUGUAAGGUAGUAAAAGAAUCUUGGGAAAUGAUUUAUAAUGAGUUGAAAAAAUGUUUAAAAUAACUUUUUCUAAAAAACCUGAAGCUUUUCUUUUAGGAAUUCUAGGUGCCAAAAUCCCAAGGGAGCAGAAAAGACUAUUUAUGUAUGCGACCACGGCUGCACGGAUAUUAUUGGCCCAGAGAUGGAAAGAAGAUAAAGUCCCUACCAGAGAAGAAUGGUAGAUUAAAUUGAUUAAAUUGAUGGAUUAUGCCGAAUUGGCAAAAAUGGCUGGAAGAAUCAGAAAUCAGGAAGACCAAAAUUUAUAAUUUAUCUUAAAAACCAUUGCAAACAAUGAAAACCAGGUUUUUUUCUGGGGGGAUGCAUAUCCUUAAACAUUUUGUGAAUCUAAGUUUGGCCUCAUUGAGGGGCAGUAUUUCAAUAUGAGUAGGAGAAUGAGAGCACCCCUAAACAUUUUUUUUUUUUUAAGGAAAAAAGCAUUGGUUAAAACCAUUAGUAGGACUGGAAUAACACUUGUAGUUUAAUGGUGAAUUUCGGACAUAGAGAGAUAAAAGAUAUGGAUUAUUAUAAAAGAUGCAGGAGGAAAUGAUUUGUAAUAGGACCCUCAAUGGGGAGGAGGGAAGUCCAAGAGAUUCUUUGGAAUCUUGUUUUUAUGUUGUAUAUUGGAUAUGUGAUUGUAAAACAUUGAUCUGAAAACCAAAUAAACAAUUUUUUUUUAAAAGACAAUGUUGAGCUGGACAAACCAGUAUAAGGUCACUUCCUACGCCUUCCAGUCACAGUGUGCACAUUGGAAUCCUGCACGCGAGACAGCCUCCCGGUGGAAAACAGGAGUUUUGCUAAUCUAAUAAACUCCAAACUACCACUAAGUGGCAGUCAAGGACAAGCUAUCGCAGGCAAUUUAGUUGAUUUGUUAAACAGCAGCUAUUCUAGCAGGAAGGCAGGAGAACCUCUUAGCUUAAUGGAAGGUGGAUAAACAUUACUGGAUAAAAAACAUCCCAAGUGUCCCGCAACAGGACCAGCAUGUGAUUCGUUAGACGCUGACCUCCAGAAGCCUCUCUGAAGCAUCAGCAGCAACGGAAGAGACUUCCGCAGUGAUUUUAGGCGCUCACAUUGCUUUGCAGACAAAGUUCUGUUGCAAUCCUUACAAGCAGCCUGUAAAGGUAAGUCAGCUUUGGUUUUCAUCCUGCGCAGUUCAGGAAAUAGCACCCCGAAAUGGUUUCCAGAAGCAAUAUUCGGGAUUAGUGUUGCUUGGGAAACUGAAACCAAGAGAUUGCUGUUGGUUCGUGUCCUAUCUGACCCUUUUAAGGGUUCAUAAAGCUGUGUAAGUUGUGUUUGAGUUCUACAAAUGAUAAGCGUGAGUCAAAGAUGAGGAACCUGAUGUCCUCCAGCUGUUUUACAUUAUAUUACAUUUUAAAAUUACCAAUCAUCAAUUAUCAUUAUCAUUUCGCUGCUUAAUGCUGGUAUAUAAGUGGUUACAAAGUACAAAAAGCAGUUGGGCAAACAUUUUAAAAAUAACAUCCAUGUUUAAAACACACAAUAAAACUGGGGUGAGGAACAUAAUGCCCAAAAGCUGAAAGUGGCCCUCCAUUCUUAUCUGGCCCCCAGAAAACUCUCCUUACCACCCCACCCUCUCCCCCCAGGCCGCACCCUCUCAUCACCAGCCCUGCUUCACACCCUCCUUGUGUGUUUUUGCCCGGCUGGAAGGUGCCCUUGAACUCUGAUCAUGCCUCUUGCUUGCCUGCAUGGAGGAUAGACAGGAUGCACAGAAACAAGUCUAGUGUGCAAGGAAAAAUUUACAUUAGUUGUUCCACCCACUUUGGCCUUCCGAAGGUUGUGGAGAAUGGAAUGUGGUCCCUGCACUGAAAAACACCGUAUUUUUCGCUCCAUAAGACACACUUUUUUCCUCCUAAAAAGUAAGGGGAAAUGUCUGUGCAUCUUAUGGAGUGAAUGUCUGGUCCCUGGAGCCAAAUUGCCCAGGGGCGAAAAGGAGAUCAUGCUUUUUUUUUAUUUUUAAGAAAGAGGGAGGUGGGUGUUGAAACAAAGCCGCUGAUCAGCAAGCGAUCGGGAGGGAGAUAAGGCUGCUGGUAAAGGAGGCUACCGGGGGAAGGGGGGAGGUAACUUGCAAGGAGAAGAGACAGGAAUACUAAAAACAAGCAAUGAGGAGAGAAAUUAGAAGAAAAGGAGGAGCAAAAAACUGCUCCAGCUAAGGAAAAGACACUAAGGCAAACAAGAGGGAAGGGGGUGUUGAAAGGAAGCAGCUGAUUGUGAUCAGGAGGGAGAUAAGGGAGGCUAGCAAUGAAAGAGGCUGCCUGGGAGGGGGGAGGUAAAAGCCCAUGGAUCCUCAGGAUUUUUGCAUUGGGUCACCCCAAAUUCACCAUCAGAUCACAUAGCAUGUCCAUGGCUACAGCCUGCACCCAAAAAAAAAAAAUAAAUCACACACCCACUGUUGCGUGGGGCCGCAAUGGUGUAAAAACGUGGUUACAAAGCACAGAUCCACAUGGAUCCUCAGAAUUUUUGCAUUGGGCUACCCCAAACACACCAUCAAAUCACACAUCAUGUCUGGGGCCACAGCAUGAACCACAAAAAUCAUAUAUCCACUGUUUCAUUCAGAAUAUUUUUUUUUCUUGUUUUCCUCCUCUAAAAACUAGGUGCAUCUUAUUGUCAGGUGCGUCUUAUGGAGCAAAAAAUACGGUAUUGCCCUCCAGUGCAAGAAAAUAGAUUAUGCAGUUCAUUUGGCAAAAAGGAGUCACUUCCACCAACUUAAAGCAAACAGGAGACAGAUCUGCAUAUCAAAAGUUUUUAUUUUCCUUUCCAGACAGAUUAUCGCUUUUGUACAUCAAUACUUCAGAGGAUGGGUAGUACUGGACGUCCCAGGGCAUUGUAAACAUGCCAGCUCUUUUCCUGGCACCCCUUGUGCCUUCAAGAGCCACAUGCCCAGCAGGAAUUCACCAUGCGGUUUGCCCUGGCACCAGGAUGUAAUUCUCAUGAAGAGCUUUAUCUGCUCUAGCCUGCAGAUCUGGCAGCCAAAGAGAGAGCACAGCCGGCAGCUGUGAGCCACUCGGAAGGGAUGCCAGCCCAGACGCUUGAGCUAGGGUAGGGAUUUGGCAGGGCCAGAGUCAGAUUUAGGACAGAGUUCCACCGUGUCUUGCUCUUUGCCCUACACUCUUGCUUCAUUUCCAUUCCUUGAUUCUUUCUUCCCUCUGUAUGCACUAGUUUAUGGAACAAGUCACAACAGACCGGGUUAAAUAUGCUUCAGGUUGAGCGCUUUCGGGUUGCAUUCUGCGGGGACCUGGAAGUAACGGAACGCAUUACUUCCAGGUUUCGCCGCUCACACAUGUGCAGACAGUCAAAAUGACGUCACGCACAUGCGCAGAAGCGGCAAAUCAUGACCCAUGCACGCACAGAUGCAGGUUGCGUUCGCUUCAGGAUGCGAACGGGGAUCCGGAACAGAUCCCGUUCAUACCCAGAGGUACCACUGUAUUUGUUUUGCUGUUAUGCUUUAUUGUACUGUUUAGAUCGUACAAUAUUCAAUAAGAUAAAAGGUAAAGGGACCCCUAAUCAUUGGGUCCAGUCGUGACCGACUCUGGGGUUGCGGCGCUUAUCUCGCUUUAUUGGCAGAGGGAGCCGGCGUACAGCUUCCGGGUCAUGUGGCCAGCAGGACUAAGCUGCUUCUGGCGAGCCAGAGCAGCGCACAGAAACGCCGUUUACCUUCCCGCCAGAGUGGUACCUAUUUAUCUACUUGCACUUUGAUGUGCUUUUGAACUGCUAGGUUGGCAGGAGCUGGGACCGAACAAUGGGAGCUCACCCCGUCACGGGGAUUCGAACCGUCGACCUUCUGAUUGCAAGUCUUAGGCUCUGUGGUUUAACCCACAGCGCCACCCGUGUCCCUUAUUCAAUAAGAUACAUUAUAUUUAUAUAUAUAUACAUAUAAUCAUAAGCAGAUUUUUUCUUCCAAUACAGUACAUCGGGCACACCAACUCCAGGGGGUCAUGUUUUUAGCUCCCUUGAAAUCUUUGGGCAAGGGGUUGGACCUCCUCAAUAUGUGAUGUCUCUCUCUCUCUCUCUCUCACACACACACACACACACACAGAGAGAGAGAGAGAGAGAGAGAGCGCACUGGUAUGCUGGACUCUUCAAUUGGUGGAGUGCUGGACCUUUGGCAUUCUGGCAUAACCCUGCUGACAAGUCCAGUGCACCUUCCUGUCUGAUACUGGCACUCUGGGCUCAUCAGCAGGGUCGCAUCAGAGUGCCGAAAGUCCAGCACUUUAGCGUGACCCUGUGUAUGAGCCCAGCAUGAACUUUCCCAUCUCAUCAGAGGUCAUGCCAGAGUGCCAAAGAUCUGGCACAAUCCUUUGAGGGGGGCCCGCAAUCUUGAGUGCAACUGAGUGCCUCUGCAGUACAUCACGUUUAACUCCCCUUCUUCCCCUUUUCUCUUUUAAUUUGGCCAUUUGUCUACCUGUCCUGCAAAAAAAUUUUAAUCUCUCGGAUAAGCCCCUAGCAGGGUCUUACAGACCCACCUGGCAUAAAGCAUAUGGAUGAACUUGAGAGAUUUAUGUUGGCUACAUGCCAAGUACUAAGUAGUCCUUUGCCUUACAAAAAUGUAUAAACAUCAGGCUGCUGAACAAUAAUCUGAAUACUAGGUGUGAUUUAUGUAAACCUGACAGUAUAUAAGUCUGAAGAACACCUCUGUCAGGUAGAACCUCAGCGCAGGCUAGAUUUGGAAAGUGAUGUGUGCUGGCCAAGCUCCAGCUUCAAGAGUCCAUUGCUCUCAGGGCUCCCAGCAACCAAAGGAAAGGCAGCAAGAAAAUAAAGCUUUUUUCCCCAGCUAUUAACAAUAUAUUCAGCUUUCACCUAAUCUGCGUGAUCACUGUGUUCUGAUUCCAGAAAUAACCUCUGCUCAGAAAAAUAUGGAGGGCCAAAGGUUCCGAACACCUGUUCUUGGGGGUGCAUCUUGGAAAAAUAUUAACCUCUUAUGACUGUAGAAAGAAUAAUCCCCUCUCCUUUUGCUCAUGCUCGAUUUAAACUAUCAUUUCUUAUUUCAGCUACCUCCAGAGAUCACUUGGACACUCUUUAA